Molecule: messenger RNA, 642 nt
Organism: Adineta steineri
Lineage: Eukaryota; Metazoa; Rotifera; Eurotatoria; Adinetida; Adinetidae
Source: the annotation of a GenBank genome assembly
AUGUAUACUAAAUUAGUUCUUCUUUUUCUUGUUGCUGCUGUUACUAGUCAACGUGACGAUGCUUUAUAUAAUUUCUUCUAUGGAACAACAAAAUAUACUGAUGAUGCAACAACAUGGGCAAGACUACGUAACGAAUAUUUAACUAAAGCACCAUACAAUAUAUCACCUGGCUACAUGAUGUUACAUUGUCGUAUUGUUAAAGAAUGUUGUUCAAGUGAAGUUGAUGAUUUAUUUAGUAUGAUACAUGAACAAAGACUUGACAAACCAUGUAUGGGUACUCAAAGCUCAAAAUUAUACAAUUCACACACAACAAAAUGCAAUGGUUUAAUUAAAACUUUUCAUGAUGUUCAAAAGACUGCUGAAUAUUCAAAAGCUGAAUUAGUCACUCGUAUACCACCACUGAAUGAUCGUUUCAAAGAAUGGCGAUCAGAAAUGAUACGAACAUGUUCAACUGGUGAACUUAGAGCUUAUGUUUGUGACCCAUUUAAUAUGGACUCUUUUCGAUCAUGUGCAGAAAAGGUUUUACGUAAGAUUGAUGGUAAACAUGGUGGCGCUGCUUAUAUUACAUUUUUUGAACAUAUUGAAACUGAUUAUCAUACUCUUAUUGAACGAAUUACAAAAGCUUUUCCUUAUGUAGUUUAA